This is a messenger RNA of Suillus subaureus, 278 nucleotides long. RefSeq lists its product as uncharacterized. The transcript is spliced from 3 exons. Bases 8 to 265 code for a protein of 85 amino acids. The record is from RefSeq and is a predicted model, not a curated record. NCBI's taxonomy places the organism in Eukaryota, Fungi, Basidiomycota, Agaricomycetes, Boletales, Suillaceae.
GACUCUAAUGUUGCUCUCAAAAGCGCCGCUAUCCAACCUCAUCCUCGUUCUCGGACACAGAGUCAACGCCUUUCUUCUCGCACUCGGCGCACUAGGAGUAUCAGAGUUGGAGAGCACGGUUUUUUUUAUCUCUCAACCUCGUACAUCUCGCAUCACACCCUAUCCUCUGCACUCGUGCCACACCUCGCUGGCCAUUCCCCUCCAUCUUCUUCAACACAACGCCUGUCUUCGAGGGGGAUUGUGGGUAUCUUUCUCUAAGCUGUAGAGGUGCAUGUAUU